Ochlerotatus camptorhynchus is the source of this 1134-nucleotide messenger RNA. Its product is annotated as serine-aspartate repeat-containing protein D-like. The record is from RefSeq and is a predicted model, not a curated record. Lineage: Eukaryota; Metazoa; Arthropoda; Insecta; Diptera; Culicidae. The transcript is spliced from 2 exons. Bases 1 to 1134 code for a protein of 377 amino acids.
AUGCUGGAGUUGGCUGAGUGUAAUAGCCAAGAGUUAUCGUCCAACUUGGGUCGGUGUUCAUGUAUGUACGUUAACUAUGCAACGUUCAGCGAAGAUUACGUCCGUGCAAAGGCCUGUUUAAAGACGAAUUUGGAAGAUUUUGAAGAGCUACAUAAGGUGCUGAAACCACUGCUGUGUAACGUAGAUCAACUAGUAGAACGGGAAGUCAAGGCCAGUAUCUUUAGAAUGGACAACUGUUUGAUUACCAAUUUGCAUGAAGACAUAGAAGGCCUUAAGUAUAUGCGUUCGGCAAUAGAAAUUUGCGGUGGAAUGAAUGUUGAGUGCCCCCGACACAAUCGCGAUGAUGAUCGAAAGGAAAUGUUCAUCCGUGACCGGGAUGAUAAGGAUAGGGAUAAGGAUCAUGAUAAGGAUAAGGAUCAUGAUAAGGAUAAGGAUCAUGAUAAGGAUAAGGAUCAUGAUAAGGAUAAGGAUCAUGAUAAGGAUAAGGAUCAUGAUAAGGAUAAGGAUAAUGAUAAGGAUAAGGAUAGGGAUAAUGAUAAGGAUAAGGAUAGGGAUAAGGAUAAGAAUAAGGAUAAGGAUAAUGAUAAGGAUAAGGAUAAGAAUAAGGAUAAGGAUAAGGAUAAUGAUAAGGAUAUGAAUAAGGAUAAGGAUAAGGAUCAUGAUAAGGAUAAGGAUAAGGAUCAUGACAAGAAUAAGGAUAAGGAUCAUGAUAAGGAUAAGGAUCAUGAUAAGGAUAAGGAUAAUGAUAAGGAUAAGGAUAGGGAUAAUGAUAAGGAUAAGGAUAGGGAUAAGGAUAAGAAUAAGGAUAAGGAUAAUGAUAAGGAUAAGGAUAAGAAUAAGGAUAAGGAUAAGGAUAAUGAUAAGGAUAUGAAUAAGGAUAAGGAUAAGGAUCAUGAUAAGGAUAAGGAUAAGGAUCAUGACAAGAAUAAGGAUAAGGAUCAUGAUAAGAAUAAGGAUAAGGAUCAUGAUAAGAAUAAGGAUAAGGAUCAUGAUAAGGAUAAGGAUCAUGAUAAGGAUAAGGAUCAUGAUAAGGAUAAGGAUCAUGAUGAUGAUGAAGAUGAUCAUAUGUGUAGUGGUGUCGCUACUCGUCGACCGCCACCGGGAGGGACCGGGAUGGGACCGUCAACUGAAUAA